Messenger RNA from Lytechinus pictus (painted urchin), 3247 nucleotides. RefSeq names its product dynactin subunit 6-like. The transcript is spliced from 7 exons. NCBI's taxonomy places the organism in Eukaryota, Metazoa, Echinodermata, Echinoidea, Temnopleuroida, Toxopneustidae. Gene Ontology annotation, cellular component: dynactin complex. Gene Ontology annotation, biological process: mitotic spindle organization. The record is from RefSeq and is a predicted model, not a curated record. Bases 71 to 610 code for a protein of 179 amino acids. Gene Ontology annotation, molecular function: dynein complex binding.
GGACAUCGACACACAACAACUGGGUAUAUUUUAUGUAUAUCUCUAUGUCAGGGAAUCGCACGAAGACAUCAUGUCGGCGACUACUGGAACAAUCCCUCGACCGAGUAUUAAGAUUGGAGCAGGAGCGGUAGUGUGUGUCGAAGCAGAACUGAGAGGAGAUAUUACUAUUGGUCCAAGAACUGUUAUUCAUCCCCGAGCCAGGAUAAUUGCAGAAGCAGGCCCUAUUGUGAUAGGAGAGAGCAAUUUAGUAGAAGACCAAGUAGUCAUCAUCAAUAGAAAGCAGCCAGGGCAAGAGGCACCUGUCACCAUGACGAUAGGAGCAAACAAUGUCUUUGAAGUCGGCUCACGGUGUGAAGCUAUCCGUGUUGGUAACAAUAAUGUUGUAGAAUCAAAAGCUUUUAUUGGGAGAGAUACAGAGAUGAGCAACGGCUGUGUUAUAGGAGCUUUCUGCAAUAUCACCAGCCAUGAGAGACUACCAGAACACACUGUUAUCUUUGGUGAUGACUGCAGAAGAAGAUUACAGGCUGAUAAACCACAGGACUUGGACCAUGGUGCAGACGAAGACGUGGUCAAAGACUCAUACUCAAAUGGAUUGAUUAUUGGUGAUUGAAUGGGUUUGUACCACCUGCAGAGAGCAAGGACACUCUGACAUUAAAAUCAUCACUGAAACUUGGCUAAAAUUGUAUUAAAUAUGAUUAAAAUACACAGUUAAAUCAACAUUUCUUACAAACAAGUGUAGUUAAUUAUAGAGGAUCUCUAUUAUAAACAGUUAAAGUUAUCCUGAAAGUCAUUGGAAUUGUCUCAAUAUUAAAGGUUACUUUUGCUUUGCCUGAAGUGAUCAAAGCUCAACUGAUAUCCCAGCAUUCAAGUCAAAAGUGCACAAAGAUAAAGAUGUAACCCAUUUCUGCUAGCUGCUAGUGCCUGAUUGAAACUUUGAUCAUUAAGUGGGUCUCCAUGCAAAGACUAGUAUGGUGCACAUUCAGACCCUUCACUUGAGGGUUUGCACAGCAGACUAGCUAGCUGCUGCCAGUAGAGGCAAUACAAUGAAUUACAUUAUACUGGCUCAUCGUACCUAAAUACCAGCCACAUGCGUUGCUUGAUUUUGAUUUCCCUCUCUAUCUUUGACCUUGUUUAUACACUUUUAUUCUUAACAAUUUCCCCAGACUUGUCUCCUUAAUAAUAAUAAUAUCUCAUAUUUACCCAGGAUAGCCACUUCAGCUCUUAUGAAGCAUUGGGCCAUGCAUAACACAAUAUUUUAUUAUUACCCAUCUAAUAUGUUGAGUGCCUAGCUAAAUAGCAGAAGGUGAUGUUCCUAUUUUCAAAAGUCUUCAAAUGACUUGGCCAAGGAUAGAACCCAUGGCCUCCCAUGCACGAGGCAGGUGUUCUACCACUGAGCUGCAAUAUGCUCUACUCAAUAUGAUAUUCAAAUGUCAAUUUAUUUUAAAUUUACUUUUAAAUACGUUUUACAUUUUUGCAGUAUUAUAGUUAUUGUACACAUGGAAGUGAAGGGUUUUCUUAAUUUUUGCUAUACUUGUUGAUUUUUUUAACGCGUCUGUCAAUCUUUUUUGUAAAUAUCAAAUGUAAAUUCUAGCUGUGAUAACGAUGUCAAAAUAAGUUAUAUUUUUUAUACAUUAACAUAUUCAACUACUUUGUUUUGUAAUAAACAUGUGUAUGUAAUAAAUAGUUCUCUACCUAUAUAUAAGAAUGAUGAAGAAUAUUUAUUUCUCUUUCUUAGUAAAGAAGAAAGCUUGCUGACAUUAAGGCCUGGAAAAGAAUAUUAGCAAGAGAUUUGUAGUCUUAUUCUAGGUAAUAAAUCUUUCAAAAAAGCACCCGGGAAACUAGAGUUACAGGUAGCUUGAUGUAUCUUGUUAUCCUGACUAAUCUAUUUGUGAUUAAUUACUUAUAAAACCCUGGGUUUGGUUUUAGGAAGCAAACAACAGGAUAUUUAAGCACUUUUUUUCACCACUUAUAAUGUUUUUAUGAAAACCAAAGUGUCUGUAUAUGAAUGAUUUAGAUGUGAGUUGGCUUACAAGGGCUAUAUUUCUUUUUUUGUAGGAAUUUAUGAUAUGCCGUCAAACAAUAUUUUAAUGUCAGCCAUUGCAGAGGAACAACAGUACUGUACUUUGUUCAAUACUGCCAUCUUGUGGUCAUUAUGUGUACAUUGAAUAACCACUUUUCACUAUGAAAUAUUCACUGUUCAUAUCACAUGUUGUGUGAAAGUCUAAGAGGUUUGCCUAGUCUGUAUACUGUUCACCAAAUAAUCUUCCUCUCUUUAAUUUCUUUCCCCACAUCAUAUUUCAAAAAUUUGAUAAUGUGUCAAAAUGUUAGAGGCAUUUUGCAUUUUACUGUUUGAUUACUUAAGGCCGAAGAUAAUUAGACAACUGCCAUAUAUCUAUAUAUUUUUCUGGUUUUCCUGAACAAAGUGAUGAAAGUCUAAUAAUCCCCCUUUUUGUGUAUCAUAUCAUAGUCAGUAUCAUUUUGAUUGUGGUAAUGUAGAAUCUAACACUGACAAGUCAAAAUAUGAAUGAAAUUAAAAAGAAUCAAACAGAUGAUAAGAUUAGAUCUAAAUAUGAUUAUUGAUGAAAAUUGGUAACAAAAUGGAAUUCACAAUUUCAUCCAAAUGUUUCAAGGGUCCCUAGAAAAUUAGACUUCAGCACAUUCAUGCUUUACUCUGAUUCUUUUGUAACAUUUAGAGUAUGUUUUUCUGUUUUGAAGAUGAUGUGAAUAUAAUAAUGAGUAUGGAGUAUGAAUGAAUAUUUUGCUCAGUGUUGUAUUCCUUAUCUGAUAUUUCUAUGUAGAUCCAUUGUUUGUUCAAUAUUUUUUUUUACAUGUCCCUCAGAUAUUAAAUAUAUUAGUAUGAGAAUCUUCUUUAAUAUAAAGUAUCUGUUCUUUCUACAAUACUAACAUUGCAAAGGAGUCUUUUGAUAUAAAGUAAGUUAAAAUGCUUGUAGAAUGUCUAUAUUUCAAAACUCCUCAAUACAGAAAUUUGCAGGAUUGCAUUUCCUUAGAAGCAGAUCGACUGAAAUAUCUACAGAAAUAGCGGUAAUAUUCAUUUUGAUAGUUUAAGGGUGCGAGUCUCUCAUUUGAUUCUCAUUAUGCAUUCAAAUGGAAAGUGAAGUUGUGAAAUGCAACUAUGCGUCAAUGAUUUGAGUUGAUUGUGGUAAGGCAACUUGAUGUUAUGAAAGAAUUCUUUUUUAACUGUGCCAGAUGUAAAUGAACAUCAAAGCAAUAAAAAUGGUUGGAUUUG